GCAGCAGGACUUGUGAAGGCUUCCAUGGGAAGAAAUCACAGCAAAUCUGAAUGGAUACUGUAGUGAGGCACUCAACGGGAAGACAAACAACGAAAAAGCUGGGAAGACAGUGAACGCAUAGAUCAUGCUAGCAAAAUAUUCCCUUGGAUUUUGGUCCUUCAGAUCAAUUUUCUCAAGGGGCAACGUAAUUGCAUACUAAAGAGAACGCAUCAAAACUAAAUGCAGAUGAAAAAUAAAACACGAAACUUACAAGAUGGUUAUAAGAAAAUCCAAGCAUUAGAUAAGUUCUACCCACCAUAUGCAGGACCAGUAGCUAACAUCAUCUGAUAACCAUAUGCAUGCGGGACCACUGGCAUCAUGUGACAACGAUAUGAAUCUAGGACCACUGACAUCAUCGGAUGGACAUGAAAAAACUAAUUAAUAUGAUAGGACAACAAAUAAAUAUAGCAAACAUUUUCAAACUCUAAAUAAACAAAGCAUAAACUCCAACUUCGUACAUCAAUUUUUUUAUACAACUCCGUACAUCAAAUUGCCAUACUAUUACUUCUUUAAAACGAUUGAUUUACAUAGUCCCUCAUCCCUCCGGUCCUUACAAUACCUUUUACAAAAUUUACUGAAGCAUUCAUGACAUUUUUAAAAAUACCCUUAUCUUUUGCUCUUGGAUUUGCCAUCCCUCCAUCUCUUGCCCAAAUUAACCAUAUCAAUCAAAUGGUUAUUUUGAAAAAUCACUAAAGUUUUUUACAUUUAACUACUUUUAACUAAUUUCCGUAAUCUCAUGAAAGUUGUUCACAGUCUUGUAUAUAAAUGACCAGAGUAAGUAUAUAAUAUUACUAGACAAACUCUUCGGAAGAUAGAUACAGAAAAACACGAACGAACUGAACCAGAGUUGGCCGGCACAAAAGCUUUCUGGUAUAAUUCAAUAAUAUAUGCACUGGCAAUACACGUCAAUAUAAACUAACACGAAAGACUAUUAUAUAUAAUAUUUUCAACUUGUUCUCUGAGAAUAUAUAUAGAUAACUAGAUACGCGCCACAACACGAGUACAUACUCACAAAGAGAGAUGACAGGAGCAUCAGUAAUAUCAGGAGUGGCCACAUGGAUAGCAGUAAUAACAGUUUUAAGAUGGGUUUGGAAGAUGGCAGUGUGGUUAUGGGUGAAUCCAAAGAGGCUAGAGAAAGCUCUGAGACAUCAAGGUCUUCAGGCCAAUCGCUAUCGAUUCUGGGUUGGUGACUCUUUCCAAAUGAGUAACAUGGUACGACAAGCCAAAGCCACUCCCUUGCCCGCUCAUUCCAAUGACCUGGUCCCUCAUAUCUCCCCCUUUCAGCAACACACUAUCAGCAGAUAUGGUAGGGAUUCAUUCAUGUGGUUCGGACCAACACCAAUGUUGAUCCUUACGGAUCCUGAGCUGAUAAAAGAUAUGUUAAACAGACACAACGACUUCACAAAAUAUCACAAUUUCCCAAUUGUUAACGAAUACGUAGCCCCUGGGGUUGCAGGCUACGAUGGUGAAAAGUGGGCUAAACACAGGAAGAUUCUCCAACCAGCAUUCAAUGUUGACAAAUUGAAGUCUCUGAUUCCAAUCUUUAGUCAAAGUUGCAACGAAAUGAUCAACAAAUGGGAGAACCUGUUGUCCUCCUCAGAUGGAACAUGUGAAGUGGAUAUAUGGCCUUGGCUUAAGGAUAUGACAAAGGAAGUGAUGUCUCGAUCAGCAUUUGGAAGUAACCAUGAAGAAGGCAGACAAACAUUUGAUCUUCUAGCAGAACUAAGUGUAGUUGUAAUGAAUAAUUUACAGAAACAUUACAUUCCAUUAUGGAGGUUUCUACCAACUAAGGGGAACAAGAAGAUGAAGGAAAUUGGAAGAAACGUGAGAACUUCCCUAGAGUAUAUUAUCAACAAAAAGGAGAAAGCCAUGAAGGGGGUUGAAGCUGUAAAGAAUGACCUACUGGGCAUGCUUUUAGAAUCCAAUCACAAGGAGAUUGAGGAACAAGGGAACAAGAAAAACGCUGGCUUGAGUAUGAAAGAUGUGAUCGACGAAUGCAAGUUGUUCUACAUGGCAGGCCAAGAAACCACUUCUGUUCUACUGGUCUGGACUAUGAUGCUCUUGAGUAGGCAUCCUGAUUGGCAAGCACGUGCAAGGGAAGAAGUUCUGCAAGUCGUUGGCAGUCAAAAACCACACUAUGAUGCAUUAAGUCGCCUAAAGAUUAUGACCAUGAUCUUGUACGAGGUUUUGAGGUUAUACCCACCAGUAACAUGGCUAGAGAGGUAUGCUGUAAAGGACAUGAAACUUGGAAAAAUAUCAAUACCUGAAGGAGUACAGCUUGGCGUACCAAUACUGAUGGUGCACCAUGACCAACAAUUGUGGGGAGAUGAUGCUGAAGUGUUUAAACCAGAUAGAUUUUCCGAAGGAAUCUCCAUGGCAUCAAAAGGGAGUUCUUCUGCAUUCUUCCCAUUCGGAGGAGGUUCCCGAGCCUGUCUUGGACAGAACUUUACCUUGUUGAGUGCGAAGGUGGCUCUGUCAUUGAUUCUACAACGUUUCUCCUUCGAGCUUUCCCCAUCAUAUUCUCAUGCUCUCACCACCGUCAUCACUCUUCAGCCUCAACACGGAGUUGAAGUCAUUCUGCGUAAACUGUAAUAAAUUUAUUAUAUCGAAGCACUAAUUCAUGUACAAUAUGAAUUCAGAAUAAUCCGCACCUCCUAGGUUAAUAAAAUCAAAAUAGACGUAGAGUUGUAAUUUUCAAACACCUGGAAAGGAAAGAAAGUAUGGGCAUCAUCUAAGCAUUGAAAUAUGACGCAAUUAUGCAAAGGACCAAUAAUGAGGAUACUGUAAUGAAGCAUAGGGAAAGGAUGAGCAAGGAAGAUCACGCAGGAGGAAGGGAGCAUGCUCAUCAUGCGCAAAGGUCAUUACAAAUAUGCGCGGAGCUGAGAGGCAUAGAGGCUAUAGCAAGAGAAGAUCCUUCAUCGAAAAGGGUUUGGAUUAUUAUUGUGGAAUUUCCCUCUCUUAUGAUUCAUCUCUCUCUGGAUUCAUCUCUCUCU
Messenger RNA from Neltuma alba, 3032 nucleotides. RefSeq names its product cytochrome P450 716A67-like. NCBI's taxonomy places the organism in Eukaryota, Viridiplantae, Streptophyta, Magnoliopsida, Fabales, Fabaceae. The transcript has 7 exons. The record is from RefSeq and is a predicted model, not a curated record. Gene Ontology annotation, molecular function: monooxygenase activity; iron ion binding; heme binding. Bases 1060 to 2631 code for a protein of 523 amino acids.